Mytilus californianus (California mussel) is the source of this 1837-nucleotide messenger RNA. Its product is annotated as chromatin assembly factor 1 subunit B-like. NCBI's taxonomy places the organism in Eukaryota, Metazoa, Mollusca, Bivalvia, Mytilida, Mytilidae. The coding region runs from base 176 to 1756 and encodes 526 amino acids. The record is from RefSeq and is a predicted model, not a curated record. Gene Ontology annotation, molecular function: protein binding. The transcript has 13 exons. Gene Ontology annotation, cellular component: CAF-1 complex; nucleus. Gene Ontology annotation, biological process: nucleosome assembly; DNA replication-dependent chromatin assembly.
AAAUUUAUAAAGCUGUGUACCACAAAGAAGUAAAUAAAAACACAAGAAGGUGCCUUUACAGAGACCAAAGCAAACUUUUUAAUACAAAGAACACUAAAAAUUACCUUAAUCAUUAAGAAAAAAUGUCUAAACUCUAGAAAGGCAAUAAAAAUAUUGAAAGAUCUAAUAUUAUACAAUGAAAGUAACAACUCCAGAAAUAUCUUGGCAUGAAAGAGAUCCAAUAUAUAGUGUAGAUUUCCAACCUGGUAAUAGAAAAGUCAAAAGAAUUGCUACAACUGGUGUAGACAAGUUUAUACGUAUAUGGGAAAUAAAAGUUGGUGGUGAUGGUAAAGGGACAGUUGAAUUUAUAUCUAACUUGAAAAGACACACAAAAUCUGUCAAUGUCUGCAGAUUUUCUCCUGACGGAGAAGUGCUGGCCACAGCAGGAGAUGACAGUGUAAUUGUGUUUUGGAAGUUAAGUGACACCCCUGUACCACAAAAUAAUAUUUUUAAUGAAGAUGAAGAAGAUAACAAAGAGAAUUGGACAGCAUACAAAAUGUUAAGAGGUCACUUAGAAGAUGUUUAUGAUUUGUGCUGGUCAGCUGAUGGAAAAAGAAUGAUCUCUGGUUCUGUUGAUAAUACAGCUAUAGUGUGGGACAUAGUUAAAGGUGAAAAGUUGGGAUUGUUUAAUGAUCAUAAAAGUUUUGUACAAGGAGUAGCAUUUGAUCCUUCAAAUGAAUAUGUUGCUACACUAAGUACAGAUAGGUCUUUGAGAAUUUUUAGUCUUAGUAAUGAUAAAUGUUUACAUACGGUUUCAAAGAUGUCGUUACCUCAACCAGCAACACAGUCGUCAGACAGCCCAUCAGAAAAUAAGCCAAAGUCUUUCAAAAUGUUCCACGAUGAUACAAUGAGAUCAUUCUUUCGUCGUUUGACUUUCACACCAGAUGGAGAAAUUCUGAUUGUUCCAGCUGGAUGCUUGGAAUGUGGUGACAAAAUGAUUAAUUCUACAUAUAUGUUUUCACGACAAUUGCUUACCAAACCUUCUGUAUAUUUACCUAGUCCAAAUAAAGUAACUGUAUGUGUGCGGUGUUGUCCGCAGAAAUUUGAGUUGAAAAAGAUAAGUCGACAAGAAUCUGGAUCAGAAGAUCAGACCAACAAUAACAAUUUGAAGGAAUGGGAGAAAUAUUCAACAAUGUUUAGUUUACCGUACAGAACAGUGUUUGCUGUAGGAACAGAGGACUCAGUAUUGUUCUAUGAUACACAACAACAGAUGCCAUUUGCUCAUGUGACUAAUAUACACUAUCAUCAAAUUAGUGAUUUGGCAUGGUCUCCAGAUGGACAGUUUCUCAUUGUGAGUUCUACAGAUGGAUAUUGUACCAUAGUAACAUUUGACAAAGAAGAACUUGGUGUCCCAUAUAUUGAACCUGUUAAAGAAAUUGAGAAAUCAAGUAGUCCUUCAGCAUCCUCUGUUAGUUCUAAGAGUGAGGAACCAGUUGUCAUGGAUAUUGACAGCGAAGAUUUAAAACUGGUCUUGGAAACAAGCACAGAUGAUGUUCAGUUGGCUGCAAGUCCUGUUACUAAGGGAACAAAAACUGACCAAUCAGAUAGACCAGCAAGUGAAAAUGGUGAAAAAAAUCAAUCAACAGAGGCAGACAAAAAUAGUGCAAAUAAGAAAACUCCUGCAGCUCCAUCUACAGGACUUACAAUAAAAUCGGCAUCAGGAAACCAGAAAUCUAGACGUAUUCAGUUAAUAACAUUGUCCUCAAAUAAAUCUUAGUAAAAUCAUGUACGGUAGAAUGUCACUUUAAUGUAUUUAUAUCUAUGAAAUAAAAAUGUAUGUAUAUUUUUAUUAUUUUAA